GGAUGCUCUCCACAACAUAAGCAACGCAUGUCCAUCAUUUACGUCGAUCAGUUGGCCGUUCGGCUGCCUUCGGACAUUCGCAAUGCCUUCAACCCUUCCUACGCGUUCGGCGGCGCCAGUGGUCGCUCCCUCGGGCUGGUCAUGGGACUCCGUGAUGUGCAGUCGGGUCACAUCCUCCUUCCGAUGGACGCAGAGGGGAACAUUGGCGUCACGCCGGGUCAGCACUACGCCGUCGUGAUUUUGCGGGAGGCGCAGCCGACGGUUGCGUCUGUGACGGACGACGAAGUUGCGACGGCGGCUGGGAAUAGCGGAGAGGGGAACGCAAAGAACAGGAACCAGCAAUCGGGGAAACCCCAUCAGCAUCAGCAACAGCAUCAGCAACAGCCAAGUCCGGUGCGCGGCGCAGUUGCGGAUGCGAAGCCGCGCCACAAUCCGCCUUUGCCAGAACACCAUCCGAAAGACCAUCUGUCGAGGCAGGAACGCAAGGCGGCUCGUGCUGCCGCCGCUGCCGCCCCCUCCUCCGCCGAACCUCAAAAGGCAGUUGUGGCCAAGUCGGUUGAGAGCGUGCCGCACGCCGUCGUCGCCUCUCCCGCUGCGGGGUUGGGACAGCAGGAGAAGAAGAAGCGCCACAAGACGGAUGCACGAGAGAUGGCGCCGCAGCAGCAGCAUAUGCAACCAUCGCAAGCGUCUGCGGAGCCUCCACAUCAGCCCCGUCGCGCCCCCUCCAAGACGUCUUCUCCACCCGCUGUUGUCGCCGCCGAGCCCAGAGCCACGGACGACGAAGACUCCAACGAUGUGCCGUUGGUGCAGACCUACGCGUCCUCGCUGUCGCAGCCCUCCUCUCGUGCCUCGCAAUCCACGGCGGCGGUAGCGAGCAGCAAAAACAGCAGCAAGCGCGGAUCGCCCAACACGAAGCCGGAGACCGCCACCGCCCCGCCACCUCCCAUGCCAGUGCGUCGUGCGCGCAGUUCGAGCACGUCGAGCCGCGGUAGUAGCGGCAGCAGUGGCGGCGACCACGACCGCGAUGAUGAGGGUUCAACGGCCUUCUCGCAGCUGUAUAGUGUCCACGUCGCUGCCCCGGUGGUGGAGAAGGCGGCCGCGUCAAAAAGGCGUCGAGGGUCGCCCGAAAAGAAGGCAGCGAAGACGGCCGUGUCCUCCACACCGCAGCAGCAGCAGCAGCUCGCUACGACGGCGGUGACCACACCGAAGCAUAACCCUAAACAGCAGCAUCACAAGGAAAGUCCAGAUACGGUACCGGUGACCCUUCCACCUUCAGGACGCGGUAGCAUGAUGCGACGUGUUCCGCUAGACUCCUCGAGCAACAGCGAUUCCGAUUAG
Messenger RNA from Leptomonas pyrrhocoris, 1338 nucleotides. RefSeq lists its product as hypothetical. Lineage: Eukaryota; Euglenozoa; Kinetoplastea; Trypanosomatida; Trypanosomatidae. The record is from RefSeq and is a predicted model, not a curated record. Bases 28 to 1338 code for a protein of 436 amino acids. The transcript has a single exon.